CCUUUGAACCCAUUUACUGGAGGGACCAGGCCAGGCAGGGGCCGGCCAGCAUGGGACGCACACACGUGUGUCAAACAAGCUGGCAGGGCACGCCCCGAGUCCAUCCACACACUCCGUGCCUUCAGCCCCUCCUCGAGAUCCUAACGGGACCUGGGAACAGCAGGUGUAACCAAGAACUCAGACGUCACUAGGCAACUAGGACUCCCCUGGGGGAGAACUUCAAUCUCCCCGCACCUGCCUUUCCCGGGGGUGCCCAUGGAAGGCAGGGGCGGGGGCUGGCUUCCUUCCCCAGCUGUUUACAGCAUCAACGAGCUGAUCCCAGCCCACUGGGGUCCCCCCCCAGCCCUGGAGAAGCACAAUAUUCUCUGCUUGGUCCAGACUGGCAGAGGGAGCUGGAGGUGCCCGGCGCUAUGGAGCCAGGGGCCCUGGGCCAGGGGGGACAAGGGCCGAAGCAAGAGGCCAUGGUGUCCGGUCAUUGAUCUGGGGCCCAGGAGGGGGGGAGCAGGGGGAAAGACCUUGAGCCUGGACAAACAGGGCCUGCUGUGGCCUGCACUCCGGCCCUGCCCUACCUGUGGCUUACAAAGAAGUCCAGGAUGGCGGAUGAAGAACAGAGGGGCAAUGGGCAGGCAGUCCGAGCGCAGUUAUAUGGAGUGGAUGUGGAGGAGCCAGGGCCCAACCAAAGAGUCCAGGGCCCUGUUGAGAAGGCAAAAGCCACUGAUGACCCCAAGAGAAGAGGACGGAAUUACAUCCGCCUGGCCCCUCUGUGGCUUGCCCUGCUGAUGCUGGCAGCAGGUGGAGUCCUGCUCUGGUAUUUCCUAGGAUACAAGAGAGAGGUGACAGUCAGCCAGUUGUACUCAGGAAGCAUCCGGGUGCUUAAUCGACAUUUUUCCUUGGACCUCUCCCGCCGAGAAUCCAGUGCCUUCCGCAGUGAAACUGCCAAAGCUCAGAAGAUGCUCAGGGACCUCAUCUUUGCCACCCACCUGGCCCCAUACUACAACUCGAGCACAGUGUAUGCAUUUGGGGAAGGGCCUCUGACCUGCUUCUUCUGGUUCAUUCUCCAAAUCCCUGAGAGCCACCGUCAGAUGCUGACCCCUGAUGCUGUGAAGGAGGUGCUGAUGGAACAGCUGCUGUCCAAUGCCAACGAGACAAGCGGCACACCUGAUCAGGAGGAGUAUGAGGUGGAUCCUGGGGGCCUUGUUCUUCUGGAGACCAGUGUGAAAGACAUAGUUUUGCUGAAUUCUACACUGGGAUGCUACCGAUACAGUCACAUCAGCAUAGGCCAGAUAGUGCGGCUCAAGGGCCCAGAUCACCUGGCCUCUAGCUGCCUGUGGCACCUUCAGGGUCCCGAGGACCACAUGCUCAAGCUUCGGUUGGAAUGGACGCUGGCUGAGUGUCGGGACAGGCUGGCCAUGUAUGAUGCUGCUGGGCCCCUGGAGAGCCAACUCAUCACCUCACUCUACGGCUGCAGCCGCCAGGAGCCAGUGGUGGAAGUCCUGUCCUCUGGACACGUCAUGUCUGCAGUGUGGAAGAAAGGCUUGUACAGUUACUAUGACCCCUUCACGCUCUCCGUGCAGGCUGUGGCCUUCCAGGAUUGCCAGGUAAACCUGACCCUGGAGGGCAAACUGGAGCUACAGGGAAAUAUCAGCACACCCUACUAUCCCAGCUACUAUUCCCCUAGCACCCACUGUACCUGGCAUCUCACGGUUCCGUCUCUUGACUAUGGAGUGGCCCUCUGGUUUGAGGCCUAUGCUCUGAGGAGGCAGAAGUAUGACUUGCCCUGCACCCAAGGGCAAUGGACCAUACAAAACCGAAGGUUGUGUGGCCUUCGGACCCUACAAGCCUAUGCUGAGAGGAUCCCUGUGGUAACUUCAGCUGGCAUCACCAUCAACUUUACCUCUCAGAUUUCCCUCACAGGCCCUGGUGUGCAGGCUCACUACAGUUUAUAUAAUCAAUCAGAUCCUUGUCCUGGAGAAUUCCUAUGUUCAGUGAAUGGCCUCUGUGUGCCAGCCUGUGAUGGAAUCAAGGAUUGCCCCAAUGGCCUGGAUGAGAGAAACUGCGUCUGCCCAUCCACCUUCCAGUGUGAGGAAGACAGCACAUGCAUUCAUCUGCCCAAGGUCUGUGACCAACACCUGGACUGCAUCAAUGGGAGCGAUGAAAGGCAGUGCCAUGAAGGGGUGCCCUGUGGAGCUUUCAAAUACCAGUGUGCCGAUGGGAGCUGCCUGAAGAAACCUAACCCUCAAUGUGACGAUAACCCUGACUGCAAUGACCAAUCUGAUGAGCAGCACUGUGACUGUGGGCUUCAGGCUCCUGCCACCAGAAUCGUGGGGGGUGCCACAUCUGUGGAGGGGGAGUGGCCAUGGCAGGCCAGCUUGCAGGUGAGGGGCCGGCACAUCUGCGGGGGGACCCUCGUGUCCGAUCAAUGGGUGGUGACGGCAGCCCACUGUUUCCAGGAAGACAGCAUGGCCUCCCCAUCAGUCUGGACCGUCUCCCUGGGCAAGAUCCACCAGAGCGCUCGCUGGCCUGGAGGGGUGUCCUUCAAGGUCAGCCGCUUGCUCCUUCAUCCCUACUAUGAGGAAGACAGCCAUGACUAUGACGUGGCCCUAUUACAGUUGGAUCACCCCGUAGUCCGCUCAACCCUGAUCAUGCCCAUCUGUCUGCCUGCCCCGUCCCACUUUUUCCAACCUGGCCUCCACUGCUGGAUCACAGGCUGGGGGGCACUUCAAGAAGGAGGUCCCUCCAGCAACACCCUCCAGAAGGUCGAUGUCGAGCUGAUCCAGCAGGACCUGUGCAAUGAAGCUUACCACUACCACAUCACCCCUCGGAUGCUGUGUGCGGGCUAUCGCAAGGGCAGGAAGGAUGCCUGCCAGGGUGACUCGGGAGGUCCCUUGGUUUGCAAGGAGUCCAGUGGCCGGUGGUUCCUGGCAGGCUUGGUGAGCUGGGGCCUGGGGUGCGGCAGACCCAACUACUUCGGAGUCUAUACUCGAAUCACUCGGGUGAUGGGCUGGAUCCAACAGACCCUGUCCUGAAGAUGCUGCAUCUAUCUGGACCAGCUCCGGACCCCACCCCCCAUCCACCUAGAGCCCAUCCAAGAGGCCUGAAGCCCUCCUUCGGCUGGCGGUGCCUCUCCUAUGUGGAGGGUUGGGGGGGGGGGGGAGCGGUUUCUAUCCAGCUGGUGUGGGAGAAUUUGGAUUUUUCCAGGGAGGGGUGGGGCAGCAACUGUGGGGCUGAGGACAUCUACUUUUUUCUAUAUCCCUAAUUGCUCUGUUCUUUUGGGACACCCUCCUGACUUGCUCCCUAGCCCCACCACAAGGGAUGAAAAGAUGUGACCUGGCCAGGCCCUAGUGACAUCUGGGUGGUGAAGGCACCUUCCCUCUAAACACCAGCAGGCAGUAUCCUCUCCAAAGGCCCACUGUGGCUGCUGCUGAUCCCAGUCCUAUAUUUUUCUUUCCUCCCAUCCUCCUCUGGGGCUUGACCCUUUAUCAUCUCUCAGAGGCCACCCCAGCCUGAACCCCUUUGGUAGGUCUGACUGAAUGGGGAAACUGCCCUGGACACACAGCGAGGACAGAAACUCAAACACCAGAGGCUUUCACCUGGGACAAAAGAUUCCUAGAAAGCCUCCUUCCUCUUGGCCAAUGUCAAGAUGGACGGCUUUUCAAGAACGAGCCCCUGCUUUGGGAUGUGACAGGGGGAGGCUUUCCACAAGCCUCCCUGACUUUGGGGUGAGGAGGUACCUGCACAGACAUGCCAAGGAAGUCGGGGUGGGGGGAGCAGUCAGCCUCACUUCACACCCACAGCUAUUAACGAAGCUCUAGCUCCCAGCCUGGGGGAUUUUUCACAAGCCAAUGAGGAAAAGAGGCUUCUGAUACCUGAAGCUCUCUUCCCUCUCCCUGCCCCUGCCCUGGACAUCUGGAACCUCAAACCUUCUCUGUGUUCUACUCCCCAUCUCCAGUUCCCACCAUCUCCUCAGCCAAAGGGAGGCUGAAGGAAAGUCACUCACUGAUACUUGGCCCAGAAUAAAUCUGAUUUAAAACCUGC
Molecule: messenger RNA, 4035 nt
Organism: Dromiciops gliroides (monito del monte)
Lineage: Eukaryota; Metazoa; Chordata; Mammalia; Microbiotheria; Microbiotheriidae
Gene: TMPRSS6
Product: transmembrane serine protease 6
Exons: 18
Coding region: 594-3026 (810 amino acids)
Biological process (GO): proteolysis
Molecular function (GO): protein binding; serine-type endopeptidase activity
Source: RefSeq, a predicted model, not a curated record